Molecule: messenger RNA, 4463 nt
Organism: Bursaphelenchus xylophilus (pine wood nematode)
Lineage: Eukaryota; Metazoa; Nematoda; Chromadorea; Rhabditida; Aphelenchoididae
Source: the annotation of a GenBank genome assembly
AUGGAAACUGACACCGAAUUUUGGGAGGACCGUAACCCUUAUUUAUUACUGAUCCUGUACAGAAUCAAUGGCGUUGUUUCUACAAUAUCAUGCUUCAUCGGCAUCUACCUCGUUCUAUUCAAAUCUCCCAGUCGGUUUGGAUUCUAUCGGUACUUCUUGCUCAACAUUGUCGUAAGUGUCAGUCAUGUGUAUACGAAUGCAGUGAAACCUCUUUAAAAACAAACCUUAGGCGUCCAGAAAUUUGUUGAUUUAUACAGGGUGACCCAAAAUAACGGAGACAAAAGAUUUCCCGUUUUUUCUGCGACUUAUUAAGAUUCAUGAGUGACUCCUUAUUUAUAUUACAGUACCACGUUAGGGUAGUUUUAUUUACAGAUAGUUUUGUUGUACGACGCUCUUCUGCCUUGAACGACAUAAAUAUAUCCGGUUGACUCGGACCCUUCUGCCCGUGGGGUCUUUUUACAAGAAAGCUGUCUUACUCAAAAAAGAAAACUCGGAAUAGUUUGAGAUGUGCAGUGAUUAAUUAUCGUAAUAAGACCUUUAAAAUGAGCUAUCAUACUAAGCUUAACUAUCGAUGGUUCAAAAGUUACAGCCGAGUAUUUUCAGGCAGUUGAAGUGCAAAAAUCGGCCUUUUUUGAAAAUGUAAGCGCAACAAGGAGUUUAAAUGUUAAAUAAGGCAAAAUGUAAUAUGAGUUACUAGAACAUGAUUAAAGGAACACCACAAAAGCAAAAGAGAAAGAUUUUGCAACCGAUACGGAAUGCUAUUUGGUAAUCACUAGAAUUCUGCCUUAUUUUUGCCUUAGGCGGAAUACCGGUCGAGUCGGUGACACAUAAAGACCGAAAGUGCCCUAGGCUGAUUCUCAAGAGUCGUAUUCAUAAGUGUACAGGAGCAUAAUGCGCCAUUUUUAUCUAUCAUGUCAUUCUGUUAUCGAUAACCCAUCUUUCUCAAAGCCGCGUGCCACGGGGAAGUUCUGGGCAAUAAACUUGUUAAGGAAAAGCUGUUGCAACCAGCAAGCAAUCACAGAUUUUUUCAGAAUCAUUGUAUUUAUGAAUAGAACACGUACUAGCGGUUUUAGCUUUAUUCGAAAAAAACUGAAUUUUUUAUGGAAAAAAUUUGGGAAAAAUGGCGAUCUUCAAUGUUGAGAUCGGUAUCACCGUAGAAAUAAAAACCGUAGUCCAAAAGCCUACGUAACUGCUUUCUUAGGGACUUAGUAGUCUAACAAAACAAAAGAUCUUGCCAUUUCUGCGGCUGUAGUAAUGCCAGGCUUUACACAACACAAGGGAACCAAACUUGAGGGCCAAAAAAACGGCGCAAGGCAUAUUUGUUAAGCUGUAACUUUUUACUGCAGCAUGAUGAUUCCACCAAACUUUCGUGGAUUAUAGAGAAGGUGUUAUAGAAUAUUUCCCGCUGUCGCUUAUGUUUCUCUAACGCCCGGUUUUCGCGGUGGGACCUUCAAAAAUUUGUCUCCGUUAUUUUGGGUCACCCUGUAGACGAGUCUACUUUUUUUUACAUACGGUUCUCAUCUUACAUCUUCCUUGUUAGCAUAAAAUUGAUUCUGAACGUUCGGCAGAACUCUACCCCUUUUCUGAACUUUACCCCAAUCUGAACUUUACCCCUUUUUCAACUCUACCCCAAAAAAGGCUGAACUCUACCCCUUUUUUGAUUUUCGCCAAAAAAUCUGAACUCUACCCCUUUUUGAACACUACCCCAUUUUGAAAAUUGAAAAAAUAAGGUGUGACAUCUUAUACGAUGAAAAAUUUUUUCAAAUUGAGAAAAAUCAGGUGUGACAUCUUAUACGAUGAAAUUUGUUUUUCAAACUGAAAAUAAUAAGGUGUGGCAUCUUAUACGAUGAAAAUUUUUUUCAAAUUGAGAAAAAUCAGGUGUGACAUCUUAUACGAUGUAAAAUUUUUUCAAAUCGAAAAAACUAGGUGUGACAUCUUAUACGAUGAAAAUUUUUUUCAAACUGAAAAUAAUAAGGUGUGACAUCUUAUACGAUGAAAAUUUUUUCCAAAUCGAGAAAAAUCAGGUGUGACAUCUUAUACGAUGAAAAUUUUUUUCAAAUCGAAAAAACUAGGUGUGACAUCUUAUACGAUGAAAAAUUUUUUCAAAUUGAGAAAAAUCAGGUGUGACAUCUUAUACGAUGAAAUUUGUUUUUCAAAUUGAAAAUAAUAAGGUGUGGCAUCUUAUACGAUGAAAAAUUUUUUCAAAUUGAGAAAAAUCAGGUGUGACAUCUUAUACGAUGUAAAAUUUUUUCAAAUCGAAAAAACUAGGUGUGACAUCUUAUACGAUGAAAAUUUUUUUCAAACUGAAAAUAAUAAGGUGUGACAUCUUAUACGAUGAAAAUUUUUUCCAAAUCGAGAAAAAUCAGGUGUGACAUCUUAUACGAUGAAAAUUUUUUUCAAAUCGAAAAAACUAGGUGUGACAUCUUAUACGAUGAAAUUUUUUUUUCAAAUUGAGAAAAAUCAGGUGUGACAUCUUAUACGAUGAAAAAAUAUUUUCAAUUUGAAAAAUUUUUUCAUCGUAUAAGGUGUCACACCUUAUUCUUUUCAAUUUGAAAAAAAUUUUCAUCGUAUAAGGUGUCACACCUUAUUAUUUUCAAUUUGAAAAAAAAUUUUCAUCGUAUAAGGUGUCACAUCUUAUUAUUUUCAAUUUGAAAAAAAAUUUCAUCGUAUAAGAUGUCACACCUCAUUUUUUCAAUUUUCAAAAUGAGAGGUAGUGUUCAAAAAGGGGUAAAGUUCAGAAAAGGGGUAGAGUUCAGGUUCAACCGAUUCUGAACACCACUAGAAUUGUAUGUUGUCGGGAGGUUUCGUUAUAUGAGAGUUCGUUGUUUAGGGCUCUCUCUCUCUCUACAGGGCACUAUCUCUCUACAGGGAUGGUCCUCUAUAGCAAGCUGUAAAUUUUGGCCCUACUACACCUCAACCAAUUCGUAUAUACAUUUAUUUCAGAUAAUGAGCUACCUCUUCGACAUCUAUACCUCUGCGCUUUACUCUCCGCUAGUCCUUUUCCCAGUACUGUUUACAUGCACUUUGGGGCCGCUGAAGUAUCUGGGCGAUACGAUUGGAGGAGUCAUAGCCUAUGUAAGUGACUUUCUCUAUUUUUUGUUCAACUCAAAGCUCUAGGAUUUGUUUAUUCUCCUCUACAGCUCGGUUAAUUUGUCGAUUAUCAUGGCGAUUGCUUAUCGGUACACCUGCCUUCACAACCAUACCAGAAAACUGACCAGCAAAAGAGGGAUCACUACAAUUGCAGUUGUCCAAUUUAGUCUGGGCUUGCCGAUUGUGGUGAUGCGGCAUAUGGCGAUAGGAAAUAGAGAUGAAAACAAUAGCGCUGUUAUCAGAGUAAGUUGAACUAAUACUUUUAUCCAUAGCGACUUGUAACACAGUUAUGGUAAAUCCUUUGUACAACAAAAUAUAUAAAUAUAUUUCUUUUAGCACCACCCAACGAUUGCCCGUGUUCUCCUUUCAAAUCGAUGUACUGGAGUUUCGUUGGAGUACAACAACACAAUGACUUGGGCCUUUUUAACUGCCACUUUUGCUAGUUUUGCAUUCGCCAUUCCGUUCGCAAUAGCGCUGAUUUCCAAGUGCUACAAAGACUUGGAGAUUAUGCAAAGCAAAAUGUCCUUUCAAACGAGAAGACUGCAUUUGCAGCUGUUGAGAGCGCUUUGUUAUCAGGUAAGCUUUGUGGCGUUGUGUAUUAGAAGCUCUCUGCAACAAAUUUCUUACAACGAAACCUGUUUAUAGUAAGCAGUUUCAUUGGUCGUAGGGACAAACGAAAUAUUUGUACAACAAAUUGUACGACUUUUUAAAGUCCUAUGGGAUUCCUUGUACUUGACUACAGUGGCUGACCUGACCCAAUGGCGAAAAACCUAUCAUUUUGCAUCCGGAAAGUAUCAAAAAAUGUAGCAAAAUGCCUCCCUGUCCAACUAAAAAACGUCCCCUUUGAAGGGUUCCGUCACAAAAAAGAGCGGGCGCGCUUUUGAAAUCCGAGUUUUUUUUCACUUGGAAAGGGAGGCAUUUUGCCACAUUUUUUGAUACUUCCCGGAUGCAAAAUGGCACGUUUUUUGCCACUGGAUCAGGUCCUCCACUCUGUGAUGUUUAUGAGUUGUAAGCAGUCUUCUGACCCGACUUCAGCUAUGUUUUUUUUUAGUUCGUCGUACCUCUGACCACCCUCAUCCUGCCAUUCAUGAUGCUCUCAGUUCUGUCGGCGUUGAGCACUUUCAGUGUUGGACGUAAGUUCACGUCCAUAAACAACACAUUUUCAUUUUUCUCCAGGAUAUACCUCAUACAUUGUUCUGCUCGGAACAACUCAUUCGCUUGCCAAUACGUUAAUGAUGGCUCUGACAAUUCGACCAUUUACUCGGUACUUCCUACAAAAAUUCGGGAAGAAAAUGCACUCGACGGAGAUGUAUUCGGUGUCCAAGACCAACAACGAAAACUCGAAGCCUUUUACGAGCAAGGCGGCAACUUAG